Molecule: messenger RNA, 1650 nt
Organism: Ruditapes philippinarum (Manila clam)
Lineage: Eukaryota; Metazoa; Mollusca; Bivalvia; Venerida; Veneridae
Product: C-type mannose receptor 2-like
Exons: 6
Coding region: 263-1213 (316 amino acids)
Source: RefSeq, a predicted model, not a curated record
UUAAAUAUAUAGAUGAAUGACGACCGUGCAUUUUCUCUCUUGUCAUAUUGAACAUAAAAGCGAAAAUGUCUGUAAAUAUUAAUCUAUGAAUAUCUCAAACUUCUUUAGCUUGUUAUUAUUAUUCACGAUACAACUUGCUGUACAUAUAUUCUUAAAUUUUGACAUGGAAACAAUUGUUAUUUAUGUACAGGUUUUUGUUUUUGGUAAAAAGGGAAAUGGUAAAAAGGGAAAUAGUUAGAUAUUUAACCAGAUACAAACAAUAAUGUUAAGUUUUAGCACCUUUUUGAGUUGUGUUUUUAUUCUCGGGAAGGUGUGUUUGGCGGCGGAAAAGACUUUCAUGGCAAAGUGGAUACAAACUGAUUUAGAGUAUCCUUGGAAUAUCUAUGCUGUUAAAAUUAUUCUUGGCAAAGGUUUAGAUCGCUGUGUCGAAAAUUGCAAAAAUACGAAAGAAUGUGAUUACAUUAAUUUUGAAAGAAUAGUUAAUACAUGUUUCCUUAUAGGCGUUAAUACUUCGGAUGGAGGCACAUUUGAUAUUGCUGAAAGAAUACAAACCAGAAAAGGCUAUGUGUUUGGAAACAAACAGGACUGGACUUUGAACAUUAAUUAUGAAACGUGCAGUGAUUGUGAAACCAAAGGAUGUGGUCCACCUGCACAUAAACCUAACACUGUUUUAAAUGGAAAUAUGUGGUCGUUUAACAAUAAGAUAGAGUAUCAUUGCCAGGCUGGUUUCACAGAUGUCUCUUACAGCACUGGCAGUGUGAUAUGUCAGGACAAUGGUAUCUGGAGCACUACAUCUAUUCGCUGCGUACCAGAUGUAGCAGUGCCUAAUGUCUUUUUGGAUUCAUUUUACUUUUUUGACGCGGGUAACAGGCGAACCUGGCAAGAAGGGAAGACAUACUGUGAAGGUCUAGGAGGACAUCUCGCUGAUAUCAAGACAGAUAUUGAGAUGGAAUAUAUAACAACCUUAUUUGGACCAUAUUUAGACGCAUGGGUGUGGCUUGGAGCUGAUGAUAUAGCAGAGGAAGGGAAAUGGGUCUGGUCAGAUGGAACUGCAGUCGACGAUGGUUACAUAGUAUGGGCAACAGGACAGCCAUCUAUCAAUAAUGCUGAAAACUGUUUGAUAACCAAAACAGUUUUUAUUAGUACUUCAAGAUAUCGCGUUUGGUCGGGUAAUUCAUGUGAUAUGCAGUUGCGAAGUAUCUGUGAAUUCUAAGAAUGGCGAUUUUUUUUGAAAGGGUACUGGACAGAAAAAAAGAUGUGUACAUAUGACGGGAAAUGUAAGCUCAAUAGUUAAUCAUGAAGACCAGUUGUUAUGAGAUAUUGCAUCUGCUUUAUGAUUUAACCCCGACAAUAUCUGAUGAAAUAUUUAAUGAUGUAAUUUUAAUAGUAUCUUACAGAACUGCUAUCAUAUACAAUUGUUAUUCUCUGUAUGCUGUAAUAGAACUGAAAUCUCUUUCUCCUUAAAUAAAACAUUUUAUAGCCUAUCAUACUGUUUAUGUUGUUUUUGUUUGGUUUUGUUUUGGUCACCAUUAAAAUAAACAGUUCAAAGGAAUUGCAAGAAUACAUAUAUCAAGAAUAUAAUAUUCUCUGUAAGUAUUAUCAAAGCCAAUAUGCACGUAUAGUAGCCUACUCAGUUUCAGAUAGUAAACA